This is a messenger RNA of Saccostrea cuccullata (small rock oyster), 972 nucleotides long. RefSeq lists its product as uncharacterized. The record is from RefSeq and is a predicted model, not a curated record. Bases 48 to 584 code for a protein of 178 amino acids. Lineage: Eukaryota; Metazoa; Mollusca; Bivalvia; Ostreida; Ostreidae. The transcript has 2 exons.
ACUUCGGAGGAGUAUGGGAACGCCUCAUUAGGAUAGUCAGGAAAAUCAUGUAUUCUGUUCUGCAUGAACAAACGAUUCAUUUGGAUGAUGAGGGACUGUUAACCUUGUUUUGUGAAAUUGAAGCCAUCAUGACUGGACGACCUCUUACAGAAGCUUCAAAUGACUCAAAUGACCUUUGUGCACUAACGCCAAAUCAUAUACUACUCAUGCGAUCAGGAGAGAGUUUUCCCCCUGGAAUUUUCCAUGCAUCGGACAACUACGCAAAACGUCGAUGGAAACAGAUACAGUAUUUGGCUGAUGUGUUUUGGACGCGUUGGAUCAAAGAAUAUGUACCCCUUCUCCAACAGAGACAGAAGUGGCUGAAGCAGGAAAGAAACUUACAAGAAGGUGAUUUAGUUCUCAUCGUGGAAAACACUCCAAGAAACACAUGGAAUCUCGGCAGAGUGCUAGAAGUGAUAAAGGACAAGUAUGAUGUUGUGCGCGUUGCAAGGAAAAAGACAGUGUCUUCCAUUCUCACGCGACCAGUCACAAAGCUUUGUCUUCUUUUGGAAACAGAUUGUGAAAAAGAGAAAACAAAUCAGUGAACCUUCGUGCAGUUAAACGUAAAGUGAUUGAACUCAUUUUAGAUGAUUGUUUUGUCCAUUUUUGAUUUAUUAAGAAAUAUGUUUUUGUAAAAACACAUUUAGGGGCCGGUGUAAUGGACAACCUGUAUAUUUUAUUUCGAAUUCCAAUUUAGUCCGUAACUUUCGAUUUCUGUAUAUUCCAAAUUUAUCCGAAUGAUACUUUACUAUGAUGUUUACCAAAAAUGCAUGAGCGCCAUAUUCAGUGUAAAGUUGUGUUCUACAUGUUUUAACUGAAAGUUAUUGAAAGUACCAGACAUACAUCACGUCAAUCUAUGUCAGACACAUCGAAGGAUUUCUAUGUGAAUAUAAAUAAAGGACAUCGAAUUGAACCUGUACUGUCUUUGGUACU